Molecule: messenger RNA, 1926 nt
Organism: Oryzias melastigma (Indian medaka)
Lineage: Eukaryota; Metazoa; Chordata; Actinopteri; Beloniformes; Adrianichthyidae
Product: GDP-Man:Man(3)GlcNAc(2)-PP-Dol alpha-1,2-mannosyltransferase
Exons: 5
Coding region: 69-1559 (496 amino acids)
Biological process (GO): protein N-linked glycosylation
Cellular component (GO): endoplasmic reticulum membrane
Molecular function (GO): GDP-Man:Man(3)GlcNAc(2)-PP-Dol alpha-1,2-mannosyltransferase activity
Source: RefSeq, a predicted model, not a curated record
UAAUACCUCCUGACCUGCAGGGGGAGCCAGUGAAACGUGGCAGCACGAGAAAUUCGAAAGGUUUGUUGAUGGAUUUGGGAAUCAUGUCGGCUCACGACCAGUUGGUAAUAUGUUUGUGUGAAAUAACAAGGUUGCUGUGGAUGCUGCUGUUGCCGUUGGCGUUCCUCUGCGUGCUGCUGGUUGCCGUUCUGGUUCUGCUGGUUCUGGGCGUGCGGUUCUGGCUGCAGGGCAUCAGGAACGCGCGGCGAGCGAGGGACGGACGCCCCGCGGUGGCGUUUUUCCACCCGUACUGCAACGCCGGCGGCGGGGGCGAGAGGGUGCUUUGGUGCGCCAUCAGAGCGCUGCAGAAUAGGUACGAGGACAUAAACGUGGUGGUGUACACCGGCGACCUUGGUGUGAGCGGUCGUGUGAUCGUGGAGGGAGCCCGGCGGCGUUUCAACAUCGUUCUGCCCCGCCCCGUUCACUUCGUGUUCUUGCGGCACCGCCUGCUGGUGGAGCCGGGGCUGUUUCCUCAUUUCACCCUGCUGGGGCAGAGCGUGGGCUCCGUCUUCCUGGGGUGGGAAGCCCUGACGGAGUUUGUGCCGGACCUCUACAUCGACUCCAUGGGGUACGCCUUCACUCUGCCUCUGUUUCGGUACCUGGGGGGCUGCCGCGUGGCGACCUACCUACACUACCCCACCAUCAGCACCGACAUGCUCUCUGUGGUGAGAGAGAGGAACCCCAGGUUCAACAACCCGGAUUACAUUUCCAACAGUCUGCUUCUGAGCGCCUUCAAGGUCUUUUACUACUUCCUGUUUGCGCUGCUGUACGGGAUGGCGGGCUCCUGCAGCGACCUCAUCAUGGUCAACUCCUCCUGGACCCUAAACCACAUCCUGUCAUUGUGGCGUUCCCCCAACCGGACCUGCCUGGUCUACCCACCCUGUGACGUCGGCGCUUUCCUGGACGUCCCGCUGGAGGAGGAGGACGGCGGCGGGAAAAGCCGCUCUCUGGUCUCCGUCGGGCAGUUCCGGCCGGAGAAGGACCACCAGCUGCAGAUCAGAGCCUUUAAGAAAGUCCUGGACCGGAGCAGAGCGGCGCUGAAGCUGGUUCUGGUUGGGGGAUGCAGGAACCAGGAGGAUGAGGAGCGGGUGCUCCUGCUGAGGGGGCUGUGCCAGGAGCUGGGCGUGGCCGACAGGGUGGAGUUUAAGCUGAACGUCUCCUUCGACGAGCUGAAGAAAGAGAUCGGAGAAGCUACGAUCGGACUCCACACCAUGUGGAACGAACACUUUGGAAUAAGUGUGGUGGAGUUUAUGGCAGCGGGAAAGGUGGUGCUGGCCCACAAAUCCGGAGGUCCAAAGCUGGACAUCGUGGUCCCUUUCGAAGGAGGGCAGACCGGCUUCCUCGCCGACGAUGAGGACAGUUACGCCCAAACCAUCGAGCACAUUCUGGAUCUACCCGCCGCCGAGCGGUUACGGAUCCGGCGCAACGCUCGCCAGUCGGUAGCGCGCUUCUCCGACGACGAGUUCCAAGCCUGCUUCCUGGCUGCCAUGGAGCCGGUGAUGGUCAUGCUGGACCGAUGAGUCGGGACAAAUUUGGCUUGUGGGGAGAAUAUAUAUUUAAAGAUCGAAUACAUUUUUUAAUUAUUGCCAUCUUAAUUAUUAUUGGCAUUAACUUGUUGAGGAUGUUUACAAGUAAAACCAUCAGCAGCACUUUAUUUGUUAGAAACGCAUUCCUUUUGUGUCAUUUUUUAGGAAUUCCGGGAGUUUCAUGGGCAACAAAAUGAGAUGUUUACAUUUGCAUCAUUUAAAGCAGUGAAGUAUUUUUGCAAAUAUAGAAUAAAAAUGCAUUAAAAAAAUCAUUUUUGUCACAGUUUUAAACUUUACAAUUAAAUCUGUUCUGCUGUAACAACUUUCCCUUUUAUCUGUCACAUUAAAUGCUUUUAUUUUC